AUGUGCGGUAACAACAUGUCUGCCCCGCUGCCAGCCAUCGUCCCGGCCGCCAGAAAGGCCACCGCCGCGGUGAGUGAAGGAGGAGCGGCAGCGCCUGGCGCCUCUCGUAAUGAGGGGGUGGUCUUUUUUUUGGGGGGGGAGAGUUGACCAGGCAGGGGCUGGCGAGGUGAGGGUGGGCGUCUUGGGUGUCGCACUCCUAAACUCACUGACUCUUAGGGAGGAAGCCCCGCGGAACGCAGCGCGACUUGCUUUGGCGGGCCCACAGCAGCGCCGUAAGCACCUCCCCCCCUCGCCUCCUGCCCCUGGCCUGGCUUUUGGACAGGCGCCCUCGUUUGUCUCCCGUUGGGCGAUAAUGUCCUUGAGCCGCACCUCAGCCGCCGCCGCCCCCUUGUAGGUAAAAGUCCUGGGUUUUGCUCGAGGUAGCCGGGCUUACUCUUUUAAGUGCGGUGAAUGUUAAGUACGCAGUAUGAACAGACGCGCGGUGGAUCAACAGUUUUGAUAUAUGGUAAAGAUGCAUAUUCUGCAAGCCGUUCUUGCAGAAACCAAACAGCGUUCUCUUCCCCUUCCUCCCUCUUCAGGGAAGAAAAACAAAAUCUGGCCGAGCUCAGAAUCGAAUAUCGCCAGGUUUCACAAUAUGAGCCGAACAAAGCAUUGUUGCGCUUGAAAAUCUUAAUUAAGACCGUUCAGCCGCUUGGGUCCUUUCUUUGCCUCAGAUGGUGCUAAUCCAAGUUUAUGAGCAAGACCCUAAGUAGUAAUUUAUUGUGUUAAAAUUAAAAAUACUUUGCAUUUCACGGCCUCGGUGUCAAAUCCUGUGUGGGCAGGUGGGAAAAUCACAACUGAAUGUCACGGCAAUCGGAUAAAUUGCUGAGAAGGCUUUGGGAAGCCAGCACAUGCUCUCAUUUAUUGAGAGACUUGGCUGCAACAAAACAUUUCAUCACCUAUUGCUGUCUCUUUCAAAAGUGUUUGGAAUAUGAACACUUGCACCAGAAUAACCAGAAGCGCGAAGUAGAGCUAAGUGAGUUAUUUUAGUAUCAGUUUCCAUGCAGGAGUGUCCCACCUAAGCAUUUUAUUUGCUUAGGUGAUGAGAAUUUAUAAUGAAUAACUUGAUGAGCAGCACAAGCUACUGCUAAUUAGGUUGGUGCGGCCCUAUAUCCCUGAGGACUCAUAAUAAUUAUAAGGAAAAGGAAUAUAGAAAGGCUCAUCACAAUGAAAGGACAAAAUAAACAAACAUUCAUUAUAAGGAAAGAAAGGAAGAAACAAGAACAAUUUAUUUCAAAGACAUAUGAGUGGCCAGUUUGAUUCUGUAGUUCUAUUUUGAGGGCAGAGGUAAAAAUGGAACCACCAGAGCAUCAACCAGCAUACAGUUUCUUCUUGCCAAGUGGUUCUGAGCUUCCUGGCUUUGCUCCCAGCUCAGAAACUUGCUACCUAGCUCACACUACAAGGUCAAACCAGAACAGGAUCACACAAACUUUAAUACAAAUUUGGUUCUCAUAGGUACUUUUGCAUAGGAGGGACCACACACAGUGAUCUGUGAGGUGACUGCUCUGUAUGUUGAACAGUUUAUGUGUGCCUUGCUGCACUGGUUUUCCCCACCCCAAAUUCUUUUAUCUUUAAAAUAUGUGCAAUGCAGUCCUGUGCAUGAUUCCUUGGAAGUCCCACCAAGUCAGAGGAACGCAACACUACAUUUCUUACAGUGCUAUGGGCAUAAUCACAAGGUUGGAAUUGAUCAACAUGGUGAUCCAGUACUCAGGAUGAUAGUUACUGCAUGGAGGAGCUGCCGUGCAAAGGCAGUUUUGAAUGACUUGUUUACAUACAUGAUGGAUUCAUUGUGAAAAAAGAAAAAGGUGAACCUCAAGCAGGUGCCCAAGGUGAAUGUGGUUCACAAUUCAACUACCAAAUACAUUUCAACAAAUGUUUUCACUAUAGACAACUGUAAAUACCAAUAGACAAGAAUUAAACCCAGUAACCUCCAAUCAAAUAUUGCUUAUAACUUAAAGGUGCAAAUAGAAUACAAAAUAGAUGGAAUUGAACCACUUCUCUGCACUCCACUGCUAUGGGAAUUCUAGCUUUACAUACUAGCCAAUUCUAGCCAUAUGGAAUAUGUUUUCAAGAUGAUUAUUAAAAGCAAUCUUAGAACUGUCAACCAACUGUUCAUAUUCUUCUCCAAAUACAAAAAUAUGUGAACCAGCUGUGGGUUUAUCUUCGUCAAAGAAGCCUUACUAUAUAGAUGGCUUCUGGUGUUUGAAUGAGAACAACAGUUAUAUUCUUCUUCUGUCCUUAUCAUAUGAGCUCCCUUUGUUUACAUGUGGAGUCAAGAUUUAAUGGAAGUAUGUGGGUAGUUGCUGAAGAGUUAGGUGCAUGCUCACUGUAGAUAUCUUUGUACCAUGUAAUAUUUUUAAAAAAUAAAUGGUCUAAUUAAUGUGCUGUUAACUUCUAGGUCAUAUUUCUUCAUGGAUUAGGAGAUACUGGGUAAGUGAAAUAUUUAGCUUGCUAUAUGAUCUUAGCCUUUAAAAAUGCAGCUUGCUACUUACAAGAGAAUAUGCUAUGUGCUGAAUUCUCACCGCAGCGGAAUCUACAUAAGCUCCCCUCAUGACAGCUUAUUACUGGCUUAUGUGCAUGCAGUGUUCAACCUCCAUAUGUUAAUACCAUUACUUCUGAACAGGAUUACUAUAUCCUGGGAUUUUUCAGAUUAGUUUUAUUACUUUUUUUAAAAUUCUGCGUUUUACUUCCCUUGCACAUGCCACAUGGAACAACAGUAUAGCAUUGUUAAUAUUAUCAGUGGGAGUGGCCUUAAUCCUGUAGAACUGGCUUGGCACCCCACCUUCCUUUCUUGCCCCACCUUUGAGCUCAGGGUGGCCGGGAGUUUUAUCCUGUAUUUUUCUCUCAAUGACUAAACAGUCAUGACUAUUUGUUUAUUUAUUGGGCAACACUUCCCAAUAUACACCUUCAUUUUUGUUCUCCUUGGGAGAGUGUAAUCUCUUCAUCGACCUGCAUAGGGAGAGGGAGGGUGGGAAAAGCAUAGGUCUCCAGGAACAACUUGGGUGGGAGAAAUAACAUCCUCCCCACCCCCAACAUUGAUCCUGUUAUUCCAAGCGUCCCUGGUUGGUGGCUGGGCUUCUCCCCAUCACCAUUCAUUUCCCCCUGUUUUCCUGGCUAGGGAAGGAAUCUAUGUAUGGUUUGGGGUGUAAAGAUUCAGGUUAGCAUCAAUUUAGUGCUUGAAAUGUGUUUAGUGGUUUAAAUAGUGCCAUGGAAUGUAGCCUUUUAAACUUACAUGCAGGUUGUUACCUGAUUUAAGUUAAUGGCUGGAAAUUAGUCUAGAAAAGAAUAAACGGGAAUCCUCUUCUAAUAUUUUUCUUUCACAUUGUGCUUCCUUAAAGCUCCUCCCUACAGAAGUAAUUAUUUUAUACACUUCAAUGUCUAUUUGUUCCAGUGGGGCUUACUUUGUAGUAAGUCCGCUCAGGACUGCUAUCUUCGGAUGCUUAGAGUUACCAAAAGUUACAUUUUGAAAUUAAUAUUUAAUUAACAAGUGUACAGUUGAACUGGUUGUAGCAUUAAUUUUUGCUUUACAUUAUUGUCUUAUUUAUUUUCAGUCUUGAAGCUGAAUCCAAGUCUUUGCCUUGUAGCCAGCAUAAACUGCAAAAUAAUACUGAUCUAAAUAUUGAAGAAUUGGAAAUCUGAUUUAAAUCAAAUUAAAAAAAUAAUCCUGAUAGAAAUGGACCCUCCUUUUAAGUGUUGGGUUUUAUAUACUAAAAAAGAGGAUGGCUAAUUAUGACAUAAGUAAUAUCUUUAGAUAGGCAUAUUUAAAGGAACUGGAAGAUUUUAAAUGACAAGCUUUUUUGUUUUUUGUUUUUUUCUGUAUUUUAAUAGGCAUGGGUGGGCAGAAGCAUUUGCUGGAAUCAGAAGCCCACACAUAAAGUAUAUUUGCCCACAUGCGUAAGUAUAUUAAUCCUUUUUGGUUACUAUUCUUCCCCCAACCCCAUUUUCAAAAUUAGAUGGCAAUUACAUGUUUUGUAACAGACGGCCUGAAGGUUUGCUUUGAGAAACAAGGAGUUGCUAUACAUUCAGCUUUUUGGUUCUUCUUAAAAUUAAAUAUUCAUAUCUAUUAAGCAUAUUUCCGUGAUUUCAGUUAAUUGCACACAACAUAAAGGCACAGUUUUAAUUCCCUGAUUAAUAGUUUGGUUUUUUGGAGAUUUUUCAUGUUCCAACCACUUGCUUGUUUGAUAGUAGUGAGUAGCAGUUUCCAACAAGCAAGCAGUGAUUUCCUUUCACUUGUCUGUUAUGUCUUUGAAUGGUGAUUCCUUCCAUCACACAUCCAGCAUUACAGGCAAGAAGGCAAAUCCUUGGUUACCUGCACCUAGAAUUUCUAGCUGCUUGAGAUGACCAAAUGGCUGCAAAAAUCUGCUUGUGGGGCUCAACAGCAUGCAUCCAAGAGAUUCCCCAGCUGUAUUAUUUAUUUGUUUCCAUAUACCCCACCCUUUCUCCCCCUGGGAGCACAGAGUGGCUAACAGUAUGGUGCAACAAUAAGAAAUACAAGGUAGCAGGGAAAUGCAGGCCCCUAGAGGUUCCCUUCUGAAACAUUUUUAGGUUUUAUCAUUACAGGGGCUCUGGAUUACAUUAGAAUUUCCUCUCCUGUGGAAUAUCCUUAAAUAACUUGAGGCGUUGUACAGGUUGUGGUGCAGAGUGCAGCAUGACACUUUAGAGAGAGACUGAAGAAAUAGUAAGGUAAUUUAGGUGUGAGCCUGAAAAAACCAUGCUUUGAUCAUUCUCAGGUACACAAAAAUGAAUUUCCAAGAGAACAUGAGCUAUAAAUGAAGUCAUUAAGCUUAUGACUUAAAGUGAUAGAAUCUUAAAUAUCCCACAUUAAGUCCAUGCUUUGCCAUGUAUCUUAUAAGUAUGUACGGUUUUUUUAUUAUAGGACACUGAUUCCCAAAUGGUGGCUUGGGACCACCUGGGAAGUACCACUUGACAGAACUGCAAAACAAGGAGUAUGACUUCAAUGAAGGGGUGGGGCUGAAGGUGGGUCCCAAACACAAAAUCCUCAUGGUGAAUCCUAAGUUAUGUAUUAUACUGCCUUGUCCAAGUAAGCCAACCAAGAUAAAAUAUUUCAGGAAUGGAAAAAAGCCCUUUAUGCCCAAGUCUUGGAUCAAAAUGCUCAGUAUUAGUCUUAUUUAGGGACUGGCAGGUUGAAAAGGUAGGAAAGAAUAGGUCCAUAACAUGUAUUUUGUUUCAUGACAGAAGGAACACAGGAAAACAGAAUGUGUGAAAUACCAGGAAAUGAUCUAUUGGCUCCCAGUGGGUCAGUGAGCACAGGUGGAGAAAUGUACAUGAUUCACAUAGCACUAAUUGUGAUGGGUCACCAUAUUUGUUGACCAAGAUAUGACAGGUAUUUGAGCAGGGGUAAGAGUGUCAGAAAAUUUCAUUUCCUGUCUUGGCCAGUUACAAAGUUUCUCUCUAAGGAGAUCUGCCUAUUGUGAUAUGAUCUUAUCAGGAGUUAGUGAUGGUACCAUUUACAUAUUACAGAAACACAUGAAAAUGAUUGUUUUGAAUGUUUUUGCUAAUUUAAAAAAAUCCUUUCUCCCCAAUUUCCAGGCCAGUUAUGCCAGUUUCUUUAAACAUGAACAUGGCUAUGCCUUCUUGGUAAGUAGUGGAUUUGCAAGAAUUUUGUCAUUUUUUUUAGGUUUGUUGCAUUCUCUGUCCCUGAACGUACAAUGUUAUUUGUUCCAAAUGGAGGAAUAUUGAAGGAGACAGAGGAGAGGAGAGGAGAUUGGUUUUGGUCACUACAUAGUAAAAUGAGGAAGGGAUAUGGAUGCAAUAAACACUGAUUGAACCUAGUCACCUUAAUUUCAUGUAAUGUAUGAUAUAAUGCACUAUGGUCACAGUUGUGUCUUUUCUGUGGACUGCAGCUCAUAAAGAGGAAGAGGCCUAUGUUUAGUCUAGCACAGGCACCCCCAACCUGCGGCCCUCCAGAUGUUUUGGCCUACAGCUCCCAUGAUCCCUAGCUAACAGGACCAGUGGUCAGGGAUGAUGGGGAGUUGUAGUCGAAAACAUCUGGAGGGUCGAAGGUUGGAGAUGCCUGGAGCACAUAGUCAGACAUGUUGCUGCCAUUAUGCCAGUGUUUCCUUUCAUUCACAUUAAUUUGGGUACUGACACAUGGCCUUGUUCAGAGUUUGCUUUGUAUUCCUCCUGUAUAGAACAUGUUGCUGUUUAGUUUCAAUCAUAAAUGUGCCUUUUAUGCCUAUCAUAAAGACACAGUAACCUCUGGUUUGGAUCUGAUCUGUGGUUUGUUUCAACGCUCAUGUUCAUGUUAAGAGUUGCCUACAUUGGAGCUCUAAGACUUUUAAAAGCUGGAUGACAGGCAGCUUUCUUCCCUACACACAGAUUUAGUGGCAGAAAAGCUAUAUCAUUUUAUAAUCGUUCACAAAGUGCUUAAAAGCUCAGACAUAUUACCAGAAAAAGUGACCAGUAUAGCUAACCCUACCUUUUGCAUGCCUCUUCCUUCUUCAACUCCAUUCAUCAAACUGUUUCCUCAAAUUCUUGAUCUCCAUCCUGCAGUCAUUCAGCCACAAUUCUUUGCAGUCACUGUUGUUUCUCCCCAACAAUCCCUUCCUGCCAGAAGUAUUCAGCUUUGAUCCCUAAGACCCUGUGUAAGGUUUUCUAUGCCUGUUCAUUUGUCCUCUUCUUUCCUUGGCUGUCUUUCAUGCCUGUACAUACUCUGGCUAUUUCCCCCUCAGGUUUCUGUAUCUCAAUCUACUGUUGACUAUGUCACCUAACCUUUAAGCUUGCUACACCAUAGUCUCCUAAAACCUUUACUCACUCAAUUUAUUUGUCUUGAUGAUACAACUUCUGUUCCUGUAGCUGAGUGGUAGUUCAAGUGCUGUUGGUGCCUAACUCCCAUCGCCUCUAGCCAGCAUCACAAAUGAUCAGGAAUGAUGACAGUUGUAGUUCAUAAACAUCUGCAGCAACACAUUGACUAAACCUGCUAUAACCCAUGUAAGCUUUUAGUUCUUGUCCAGCUGCUGCCUUGCUUGCUUUCCUUGGAAGAGGCUGUUUCUCAAGUCCUCAUCUGACCUAUGACAGUUCAGCACUUAGAUUAUCUGUAAGAGUUUAGAAACAUAGACUUUCAGUACCAAAGGUUUUGUCACCCUUUUUAUAUUACAGCAUAAAGAAAAAGGCUUUAUUCUGCUAAUACUAUGGAUUACAUUUUUUUUAUCGCUUCCUGAUUGUGCAAUAAUAAAUAAAUAAGUAAGUAAAUAAAUAAAUAAAUAUAAAGCCAGGUAGUGCUUUAAAACCUUUCCUACUAAAUUUAUCUACAUUGUUUCAUUUAAGGUUUGAUAUCAUUGGCCUCGCUCCAGAUUCACAGGAAGAUGAAGCUGGGAUUAAGCAAGCGUCAGAGAAUGGUAUGUUCUAUCUAUAACAAUGUUAUGCUCACUGCAUGAGCAGAGCUUUUUUGAUCAGACCCAUCUAGUCCAGCAUCCUGUUCUCGCAGCUGCCAGCCAGAUGCCUUUGGGAAGCCCAUAAGCAGGACAUGAGCGCAACAGUGGUUUCUCUUCUUGUGCUUCCGAGCAACUGGUAUUUAACUACAUCUUCAUGGGCAGCUUGCUAUGUUUCUGUGUUGUACAGUGAGAAAUGGAGCCAAUUUUUUAGUGCAUGGCACAAAAGCUAUGUGUAUGGUCACCCUGCACAUUUUGGGCCUUCCCAGAAUUCAGUCCUCUGAGGAAAAAUGGGCCCCUAUUCCUAUUCUGAUCCAAACCACAGAAUGACUACAAUCUUAAUAGAAUGGGUGUUGCCACAUUGUGGCAUUGUAGUCAGGACAGGGGCUGUAUCCCAUUAUGUCACUCAAGUUUUUGAAUACUAUUCCUAUUUCUCACCUCUCUUCAUUCUCCCCUUUUCUACUUGCAAUUGCAUCAUUUAUGUUGCAGACAAAUAGGUAGGAUUCAGACAAAUAGCUUAAAGUACAGUCAUACCUCGGGUUGAAGUAGCUUCAGGUUAAGUAUUUUCGGGUUGCGCUCUGCAGUGACGGAGUGCGUUACUUCCGGGUUUCGCCACUCGCGCAUGUGCAGACGCUCAAAAUGACGUCACGUGCAUGCGCUGAAGCGGUGAAUCGCGACCUGCAGACGCAGGUUGCGUUCGUUUCAGGAUGCGAACAGGGCUCCAGAAUGGAUCCUGUUCGCAUCCAGAGGUACCACUAAUCUGAACUUGAGAAGAAACCCUAACAAGGUGGUUCUGAUUACUUCUUUGCUCCCACAACUAACCAAAGUAGAAUGUGAGAUUUCUGCAAGCUCCAAUGCACUCCACCUAGUCAUAAUCAAAUCCUAUUACAUGAUCUGUAUUUGGGGCUCAAUUCUUAUGCAGUUUUGUUUUGAUCAACUGCGCUUACUAUAUAUUUUAUUUGUAUUAAUAUACAUAGUUCACUGCUUUGGGAGCCUUGGGUUAAAAAUUGGUAUAUACUGUACAGGUAAGCAGACAAAGUGGAAAGGCAUGGGAAAAUGGCUCACCCUCUUGAAGGUGUCUUGGACCAUAACUUUAGGGUAGAUGGAGUCAUAUUUGUCACCUAAGAAUCAGUAGAAUUUCACUGAGUGCUAGGAGUGUAUUAUGGGCUGUCCCGUGAAUUCACUGGAUGAAAUAGCGGAAGAACGUUGCCUCAGGAGAGUGAGGAAAAUUCUCAGGGAUGAUUCAUACCCUGGCCGGCACUUUCUUGAUCUCUUGCCCUCAGGCAGAAGAUAUGGAAGCAUGAUUAGUCGCACCAACAGGGUAAAGAACAGCUUCUAUCCAUGGGCUGUUAGGCUGCUGAAUGAAAAGAUAACAACAGGGCAACUGACUUUCGGGUUUGGUGGGUGUGCGUCAGUAAACGAGGGGAAUUAAGACUAAGAGAGCUGAGUGGGGGGUGCCUAUGUGAUCUUACUGUAUACAAGUUGUACAAGAGACAAUAAAGUAUUUCAAUUUAAACCUUUGCCUGUUUUACCUCGUCCUGAGGUAGUCUUUUAGGUGAGGCUUUAUAUGCCUAGCAAGAGAGAAGAUUCUGAUCUCAUUAUCUGUAGCCAUGCCUGCGGCUGCAUAAUUGGAUAAAUGUCUCAUCUUUACCUGUUGGCCCCACAGUGGCUCUCUCCAUGACAAUCAAUUGUCUACUUUUUUGUGAUGACCCUUAACAGUUAGCUUUUUAUGGUUGCAGUGAAAGCACUUAUUGAGCAAGAAGUAAGGAAUGGAAUACCCUCAAACCGAAUAAUUUUGGGAGGAUUUUCUCAGGUAAAGCCAAUUACUUUUUUUUACAUCUAGCACUAUUUCUGUGUAAGUUGAAAGUGACUUUUAUAGUAUGACACACCUGCUAUUAUUACCAUAUAACAUAGAAUCUAGAUAGUUUUUCCACUUACCAUUUUUUUCUGUGACCUUCAAAAGAUCCACAUCACAUUUUUAGUGACAUUUUCUUGUGCCUAUGUUCAUCAUAGUUGCUUAGCAUUUGGCAGCAUAAAGUUUUCCUGGAGCCUUUGUGGAUUGGACAUACCUCCUAUUUACCUUUCCUCAAAGCUCAGGUUGAGCAGCAAUUUUCAAACUCAUAAAAUAUGCUAAAAAUAAAAGUUAGUUCCAUAUGUUCUUGGCACUGAUAGUUCUACCUGAAAUAUACCUUCCAGACCUUUUAGAGAAUGUUCUGAUCUUGGCAUGCACUCUGAUACAGGAAUGCACAAUCUGUGGAGCAACCACUGAAGAAUAUAUGUCGAUCAUUUUUACUUGGCUUGUAAAUGUUAUAAUUUCUAGGUUAACAGCAUGAGGUACAGGAGAUGAAGUGGUCCCUUGGAGCUCAAACUAUCAUAAAGGACUAAUAUGCUUAAUUAAGUAUGGAUCUUGCGUAUGGGAGUUAGUAUGGUUGCGUUUGCUGUACAGCAGAGACUGCCUAGAGCAAGCUGUAACAAAGACUGAUUUGCUAUUUUUAAAAUACAGUUUUACAAUAAAUAGUUUCACAGACCCCUUUGUACCUCCUCAGUAGUGUCCCAAAACCCAGCCACUUUGCUCAUUUUUAUCCAAAUGAAAGGAAAGGAGUUGGGCCACCUGAACUCCAACAUCCUUCCAGGUCCUUGUAGAAGUGCCCAUAGGAAAACAAAUGUUUUACAAUCAGCCCAAGGAUUGGAAGUGAAAGAUUCAAAUACAGCACACACUUGAAGAGAGUUGGGGUAGUGGGAGAACAUAUUGCCUCAAGGAGGUCUGCCUUGUGUUUUGAGAACCAUUAAUGUAAAGAUCUAUGAGUUUAUGAUCCUAGUAUAUAAAAAUGCAGAUGUGCUGUUUGACCAGUUUCUAAAUGUUGGUAAGGAAGCCUAGCUGAAAUUGCAGCAUUUUCAGUGUGCAUAUUUUAAUAUGUAAUUGCAGUAAUGAGUGCUCUUUUGGUUUCACUAGGGAGGAGCUUUAUCGCUGUACACAGCUCUCACAACAAAUCAGAAGCUGGGGGGUAUUGUAGCACUCAGCUGUUGGCUUCCGCUGCGGACCUCAUUUCCACAGGUAGUGUACUGCUGUUCUAAAAUUCAAAAGAACUGAGGUUGGUUAUAUUCAAAAAGCUUUCCAUUUAUAUUUCUGCAUUCAGUUCUCAUGACAGAGAGGCAUAAUUAUCACAGUCAGUGAUAAAGGCAGCUUACAGCAAGUUAAAGAGCAUUCUGUUUGGUCCAUUUCUCUUCUUAGAUCUUGACUAUAGAAAAAUAUAAACAGUAUUUCAUGAACCCAAGAACUUAAAACAGGUUUCAUGCAUUUCUAAAGAAGGUAUUGUGAUAUCAGCUGGAUGUUUCUUCAGGACCUUUCACUAGAGCAGCACAUGAAAAGGAUAUUUUCCUUAAAGUGUUAGUAUGAGAGGCUUAGCCAGUGGGGUGCCUUCCAGAUUCCUUUCCCCAUCCAGCCACAAAGUUGACUUCAUGAUGCUGACCUAGCCACUGUGACUCAGACUAACCUAUGUCAUAGAGCAAUGAGAUGAAAGGGAUGGUGAACUGCUCGGAGGGCUAAAAUAAAAGUUGUGCAUACCUUUCACCUCUUAAUGUUCUAACAUAUUGCCUUUUGACAGGGUCCUAUCAACUGUGUCAACAGAGACAUUCCCAUUUUCCAGUGCCAUGGUGACCGCGAUCCUUUAGUUCCGCUUAUGUUUGGUUCUGUCACUUCUGAGACACUAAAGACUAUGUUAAAUCCUGGCAACAUAAGUUUUAAAACUUAUUCAGGCAUGAUGCAUAGCUCGUGUAUUGAGGUAAUUGUUCUGCAAAAUACUGAUAUCAGUUCUGUUUCUUUGUUUUCCAUUUAAGCCAUACUAGUAUAUAAGGCCUUGAAACAAUUGUAACGAUAUAAUUUUAUUUUCAAGAACUAGUUGAAAGUUAUUAAACAUUUUAAAAACUCAUUCAAUAGAUACAAUUGAAGGAUAGGAUACAACUGUAAUAGACUUAACAUUGUCCUGCACUUCCUCUUUCUAAGUAAUAUCACAUUUUCAGGUAUAGUGAAUUGAACCAACUAAAUAUCCAGUAUUUUGGAACAUAAUUCUAACUUCCUUAGCAUGGAACCUGCUGGCAUUAUAUGUAAUGCAGUCAUAAAUCUGUACUCAGAAAUAAGUCCCGGUAAGUUCAAUGGGGCUCACAGGCUAGAGCAAAGCUUUCCAAAAUUUUCAUGUUGGUGACACACUUUUUAGACAUGCAUCAUUUUGCAACACAGUAAAUCAGUUUUUUACUGAUUACCGGAGGGUAAACUGACCACUUCCAGCCCUGGAAGGAGCGUGGGGAGUGUUUGUGUGACACACCUACACACUGCAGCCAACACACUAACGUGUCACAACACUCAGUUUGGAAAGACUCUUCGUCCAAAACGGUGCAGGUACAAUGGCAGGCUGACUGUAUGUGGGACUUCUUUUUUAGUACCGUAAAAUGACAGUUCGUGUUUUAAGUUUGGUUGAAUGGAAAAGAAUCAAUGCUUUCCAGGCUAAGAAUGACUUUGCAUUGUAAGGAAUCCAGCCAUAUGCUUGGUUUUAUUGUGUACUGAUUCCUGCAAUAUGCGUAAUUAAACCAGAUCACUGUUUUUUAUCCCUUAACAGGAAAUGAUGGAUGUGAAGCAGUUUAUUGACAAGCAACUACCUCCAAUUGACUGA
Podarcis lilfordi (Lilford's wall lizard) is the source of this 12097-nucleotide messenger RNA. The record is from the annotation of a GenBank genome assembly. NCBI's taxonomy places the organism in Eukaryota, Metazoa, Chordata, Lepidosauria, Squamata, Lacertidae.